CGAUGCUCAUGCGCGAACUUCGAAUCCAGCUAGCAACAACGCAGCCAAUCCGAAUGAGGCAUAGAAGAAUUCAAACUUGAAUGAGUGUAACGUACGUUUGAUUUUGUCGUUAGCUAUUCUCGUGGAAUGUUCGCUGGUGUUUCGCUCUGUCCCGCCUUCAAAGGUUCAAUUGAAUACGAGCUAAAAAUAAGAGUAGAGAUCGCAGGGAGAAGAAGUUUGAACACAUGAGUUUUUUCGACGAACAGUGUGACAAGAGACGCAAAUAAUUGACGUAAAUAGUUACGUAUUAUCAUUAAGUAUUAUUGGAUGGCAUUUAUAUUUUGACGUAUAGUAAUUUUUUUCUUUAUGACUUGAUACUAAUAUAUUUUGCGUGCACGCUAUAUAUUUUACUGAUUGACACAAUGGAGGACCUUGAUCUGCAAGCACCACAAUGGGUAGAUUUUACUGAGACUCAAAGUCCGAUGCGGAUGCAGGACUUCUUUGAAAAAUCACAUGCAAUACAUGAACGCAUAGAGGAUUUCUGUAACUCUGCUUCUGAGAAUACAGAGAACAUUCAGCUCAUGUCUAACACAAAUGUCAUAUGUGCUAGCACAGAGGCACAAACAGAUUUAGAAAUUAUAAAGAGUACUCCUAUCAAAAUGGCUUCUCCGAAAAAUGGUAAUAAUGAAUUAGGAGAAACUACUUAUGAUCAAGUACUCAGCGAUGCGAUGAGGCAACUGGACCUUUGUAAAGUGCCACUUAAAAAAACUCGAGAAGCACUAAAUAAAAGUACCCAGGAAUCGACUGUUUUUAAGACACCGAAUAUGUCUAAAACCAUUAAACCAUCUAAAAUUAUCAAUUGUCGUAGUGUACCGAAUAAAUACAUUCACUCUGGACAAGAUUCUGUGCAAAAGUCCACGAAAGUGAACAAGAAUAUCUGUAUUUCAGUCACUAACAUGUCUGAAAAUACAAAAGAAAUAUCGGUUAAUCAUGCCUUAUUUAAGCCUGAAAAUCACAAUGAGAAUAAUGUAGUAGAAGAUUCUAAAAAUAAGAAAGAAAAACAAGGUGAGGAGGAAGAGAAUAAGAAAUAUAAUGAAAAACAUGAAAAAGACAUUGAAAAAUAUAAUGAAGCAGACAAUAAGGAAUAUAACGAGGAAGAUGAUAAAGAGCGGCAAGAUGAAUCAAAAGGAUCAUCUGACAGUAAGAAAACCAAGGAAGAGAACAAUCAAGACGAUGUGGACGCUACAAUCGAGUCAGGCAAUCAAACACAAUCUACGAAUAAGCAUUCAGUUCUUACCUGGUAUAAUCAUAGACGAAGCUUACAAAAACGCAGAACAUCGGUCAACAAGAAAUACGUCAGUUUAGCGGAGGCAGUAUCGCGCUUUCAAAACGAGACGCCCAAGCGUUUCCACAGUAGAAGUAAGGUGAAUAACACGACUGGUAUGCCACUGUCGAAAACAAUGCAGAACCGUUUAAAACCAACGGUACCGAUUUCACCAGCACUUAUAUCAAAGAACAGGUCGCGUCCUGUUACCGUGCUGAGCCGAGAAGAGCGCGAGAAACUAGAAAUGGAAGAAAUGAAGAAACAUCAGAUAAAAGCCAAUCCGAUACCAUCUAAUGUACUACGAGGCUCACGAGUGAUGAAGAAGCCGACGGUAGUCGCGCAUAAUUCUACCGAAUCCAAUGGAAAAGUUCAUGGUCCGAAGAAUGUCACAAAAUUGCUGGUAACUGAUCCUUCAGGUCUCAUUGUAGAACAUGAGGAAAUAUCAUUUUUUGGUGUACCAAAAGACAUUGAUAUAACGAAAAACGUAACACGCAUCAUACCAUUUAGCUUCGAGGCGCGCAAUAAGGAUCUACAGAUAAAAAAGGAACAACGACUGAAGGAUUUGCAAGAAGCUACUAAAACAAAGACAGAAUUCCAUGCCAGGCCAGUGCCAAAUUUUUCGAAGCCACCAACACCACCGGCCAAACAGCAGCAGCAGAAUAGAACAAAGAAAUCUAUCUUACCGUGUCCAUUCAGCUUUGACAAUCGAGACAAGAAAGUAUUUGAAAGAAAGGAGCACUUAGUGAAACAACUGCUCGAAAAGGAUAAGCAAGCGCGUGUAUUCCGCGCGAAUCCGGUACCAGUCUUCAAACCUGUAAUGGUUCGUGGUAGAUCCAAAGAGAAUCUUUCAAUGAAGAACAAGAAGAUUGUAAGCGAGCAAGCGGAAGAUCAGGAAAACAAAACGCCGAAUAUUGAUUCUUUAAAGGCAGAGAAGAAGAAUGUAGAGAAGGCGAAGAGCACAGUUUACACUGUUGAUAAACAAAAAGCACCAUUAAAAGCUUAUCCGCUGAAAUUAAAUACUGAUAAACGGGCGAAGGAACGAUAUGAGUUUAACGAGAAGAUGAGGCGUAAGGAAAUGGAAGAGGAGACAAAACGUCAGGAAGCAGAACAGAAGAGACUCGAAUCUGAGAAAUUAAUGAAAAUAGAAUUACGCAAGUUAUCGGAGGUGAAAGCAAGACCGAUGCCAAUGUACAAAUCGCCAGUUAUUCUUAAAGCGACAAAAAAGCUGACCAAUCCACAGAGUCCUGCAUUUGCGAGUAAACUUAAAUCGAAGCAAAUAUGA
This is a messenger RNA of Atta colombica, 2585 nucleotides long. RefSeq names its product targeting protein for Xklp2 homolog. The record is from RefSeq and is a predicted model, not a curated record. The transcript has 2 exons. The coding region runs from base 402 to 2585 and encodes 727 amino acids. Lineage: Eukaryota; Metazoa; Arthropoda; Insecta; Hymenoptera; Formicidae.